Molecule: messenger RNA, 1642 nt
Organism: Prionailurus viverrinus (fishing cat)
Lineage: Eukaryota; Metazoa; Chordata; Mammalia; Carnivora; Felidae
Gene: GOSR2
Product: golgi SNAP receptor complex member 2
Exons: 6
Coding region: 105-743 (212 amino acids)
Biological process (GO): vesicle fusion; intra-Golgi vesicle-mediated transport
Cellular component (GO): Golgi apparatus; SNARE complex; endoplasmic reticulum membrane
Molecular function (GO): SNAP receptor activity; SNARE binding
Source: RefSeq, a predicted model, not a curated record
AGGGGGCGGGUCCUGCGACCGGAAGCCGGUAGCCGGAAGCCGGAAGGGGGGCCGUGAGGACGUGUUCCAAGGAAGCCAGGGCCGGACCCGGCGGGGCCGGCGACAUGGAGCCGCUGUACCAGCAAACGCACAAGCAGGUCCACGAGAUCCAGUCUCACAUGGGACGCCUGGAGACCGCGGACAAGCAGUCUCUGCACCUAGUAGAAAACGAAAUCCAAGCAAGCAUUGACCAGAUAUUCAGCCAUCUAGAACGUCUGGAGAUUCUGUCCAGCAAGGAGCCCCCGAACAAAAGACAGAAUGCCAAACUUCGUGUUGACCAGUUAAAGUAUGAUGUCCAGCACCUGCAGACUGCUCUCAGAAACUUCCAGCAUCGGCGAUACGCAAGGGAGCAGCAGGAGAGACAGCGAGAGGAACUUCUGUCUCGAACCUUCACCACUAACGACUCUGACACGACCAUCCCAAUGGAUAGCUCGCUGCAUUUCAACUCCUCCCUCCAGAAAAUUCACCAUGGCAUGGACGACCUCAUCGGAGGCGGGCACAGUAUUCUGGACGGACUGAGGGCCCAGAGACUGACCUUGAAGGGGACUCAGAAGAAGAUCCUUGACAUUGCCAACAUGCUGGGCUUGUCCAACACCGUGAUGCGGCUCACUGAGAAGCGGGCUUUCCAGGACAAGUACUUCAUGAUCGGUGGCAUGCUUCUCACCUGUGUGGUCAUGUUCCUCGUGGUGCAGUACCUGACAUGAGCCAGCCCCGCCCCGCGGCUGAGCGUCGUUCCCACCGUGCGAGAGUCUGUGUGAGUGUGUGUGCGUGAAAGAGAGAGGGGGGCCCAGAGGCUGCCUUCUUAAAUGUAUGCCCUUCUUAACUGUGAAGACCACUGGGAGUCAUCGUGAUCUGUAACGUAGCAGGCGUUUCAGACCUGCUCUGUUUCCUGUAACACCUUGGAGGGGAAGCGAAUGCUACCAAGAUGCAUGGUCCUAAGGAAAUGAGAGUAUCUCCUCUCUCUCUCGCUCUCGCUCUGUCUCGCCCUCUCUCGCCCUCACUAGGGGUGGAAGUGAUGUAAGGGUAAGGGGUGAAGAAAGAAGAGGGAGGGAAAGAAUGGUUUUGCUGUUCUUGUCCACGUAGCUGAUGCUCGCCCAGGGAAGGCUUUCAAUAGCGAGCCUUGCACAUAGGACCAUUCACUUUGGCAUCAUUUGGCCUCUCUGGCUCCUCGCGGAUAACCCAGCGCAGAAGCCAAAAGGAGGGGAAAGAGGCCUGCUUUCCUGCGUCAUUAUAACAGAUGGAUUUCCAUGGUCUUGUGCCCCCUCCCCCCAGUGACAUGCAGAUGACUAAUUGCUGGUACUUGUCACCCUUCCCUGGAAGCCACUACCUAGAGGAAGCAGAGGCACCGAUGCCACUGCAGACAGCGAGUAAGAUUUUCCACAUUAGGGCCGUUGGGUGUUUCUCCUUCUAAAGCGAGGCCAGUGUUAUUCCCUGAGUGUUCAGUCUUGAGGCUGAAGACCCCCAUCACUGAUUUUUUUCCCAGUGGUGAACAGAAUGAUUGGCUUCUGUGGUUCUAGGACUGGCCUGGCAUCCUGCCUGGGCUCUGGUGGGCCUUUGGCCCGGAGAACAUUGCCGUGAUGUGUCCAUUACAGAAUCUCCUCUA